GGGUCACCAGGCAUCAGGUCAUUUGGCUCAACAGCGGGCACCGCGUCAUCUGGCAAGGCAGUGGGCUCCGAGUCAACAGGCACGACAGUGGGCACCGGGUCAUCAGGUACCGGAUUGUCUGGCUCGACAGCAGGCAUCGGGUCACCAGGUAUGACAGCGGGCACUGGGUCACCAGGCAUCAGGUCAUUUGGCUUGCCAGCGGGCACCGCGUCAUCUGGCAAGGCAGUGGGCACCGGGUCACCAGGCAUUGGAUCGUCUGGCUCGACAGCAGGCAUCGGGUCACCAGGCAUCAGGUCAUUUGGCUCGCCAGCGGGCACCGCGUCAUCUGGCAAGGCAGUGGGCACCGAGUCACCAGGUACGACAGCGGGCUCUGAGUCAAUUGGCACGACAGCGGGCACCGGAUCAGGUACCGGAUCAUCUGGAUCAACAGCGGGCAUCGAGUCAACUGGC
Molecule: messenger RNA, 450 nt
Organism: Staurois parvus
Lineage: Eukaryota; Metazoa; Chordata; Amphibia; Anura; Ranidae
Source: the annotation of a GenBank genome assembly